This is a messenger RNA of Hemicordylus capensis (graceful crag lizard), 2970 nucleotides long. RefSeq lists its product as uncharacterized. The transcript has 2 exons. The record is from RefSeq and is a predicted model, not a curated record. Lineage: Eukaryota; Metazoa; Chordata; Lepidosauria; Squamata; Cordylidae. The coding region runs from base 225 to 1355 and encodes 376 amino acids.
UAGACGCAUUUUAGUGCCCAGGGGAGGACAAAUGGAGGGCUUCCCGUUCACCUCUCGAGCGCUGGGCUCGCCCCCCGUAUCGCCGCCAUUAAUGGCUGCACAGGAAGAGGAGGAUUUGCUGAGGGAUGCCAUAUCGGGUCCCUCAAGUGCUAUGGGCAUGGGUGCUGGAUUGGGCCCAUCCCUGCUCAUCCGCACAACGCGAACUGCGGUGAGAGCAAGGGGAGAUGCAAGCCUGGAUGGUGUUGGCCAGAACUCGGUCUCGUUCCCGCCCAUUCCAGAGCUCAGAGAGCCGAGCCGUACCGCUUCUGCCGCCGCGCCCUCUAGUGGCUCUGCAGCAGCUCCUGCAAAUGGCGGCUCGACAGUUUUGGCGGGAAUCCUGGGAGCCGCUGCUGUUCCAAGCCGCGUUUCUUCCACGGACCGUCAGGGAGCUGGCUCAACAGAAGAAAGACCGAUCCGGAAAGUCGUCAUCUCCUGCGCUUCAAAUACAGCGGAGUACAUUAUCAAUACAAAGCACUGCCGUUUGGUCUCUCCUCAACCCCAAGAAUUUUCACCAAGGUGCUGGCACCUGUGAUUGCACAUCUAAGACUACAGGGAGUUCGUGUUUUUUGUUAUCUCAACGACCUGCUUUUAAGGUUUCCCUUGGAACUGCCUGCCACAAGAGACCUUCAUCUAACUCUUCACACAUUAGAACAACACGGAUUCCUAGUAAAUGUAGAAAAAAGUCACCUGCAACCUUCCACCAGGAUGCAAUAUCUGGGCGUCCUAAUAGACACACGAAGGGACUGUCUCUUCCUACCAGAAGACCGGAUCAAGAGCCUCAGGGAAGAGAUAUGGGAGGUGCUGAAUGCUUGUCAAGCCAAGCUCCUGUCGUUGGCACGUCUCCUCGGCCUAAUGGUGGCCACGUUGGGCGCAGUACCGUGGGCCAGAUUUCAUCUGCGACCGCUACAAUGGUUCCUUCUAACAUUCAGGGAACCCAUUUCGAAGAAAGUCAGCAUAACCAUCCUCGUUCCCCAGGACAUACUAAUGUCCCUGCCGUGGUGGCUCCUGGAUUCCAACACUCAAAGAGGCAAGGAGUUCCUCGACCCGGCCCGGAUUCUGAUCACGACCGAUGCCAGCAAGACUGGCUGGGGGGGGCACAUUGUCACCACAGAACAGCCCAAGGCUGGUGGUCACAAGCCGAGAGUGUACACAGCAUCAAUUGGUUGGAGCUGAGGGCCAUCCGUCUUGCCUUGUUGGCAUUCCAGGACCUGAUCACCAGUUCGCACAUGUUGAUAAGAACAGACAACACGACGGCGAAGGCCCACAUAGACAGGGGGGGACCAGGUUUCGAUCUCUUCAAGUGGAAGCAUCACUGAUACUGGAUUGGGCGGAGGUUCACCUGGCCCCACUCAUAGCCCACCAUGUACAAGGGGAUCUCAACUCGAUAGCGGACUGGCUGAGUCUAGAGCAGCUCCUUCCUGGGGAGUGGGCACUCAACAGGAGAGUCUUUCGGAUUAUCACGCGACGCUUCGGCACCCUAAGAGUCGACCUGUUUGCCUCAGCACUGAACGCACAGCUCACCAGGUUCUUCACCUGCUUCCCCUCCCCACAAGCAGAAGGGGCAGAUGCCCUAGCAGCGAGAUGGCCUUGGGAACUGCUGUAUGCCUUCCCACCAACUCCGCUCUUGGCCCGCUUUCUUCGCAGAGUGCGCUUGCACAAGGCUCAGGUCAUCCUAGUAGCUCCUUACUGGCCCAGGAAACCAUGGUUUGCGGAGUUACAUCACUUGGCCAUACAGGAACUGUGGUUCCUCCCGGUGUCAACAGACCUUCUACUUCAAGGUCCCAUAGAACAUCACGAUCCAGGCUGGUUUCAGCUAGCCGCCUGGAGACUGAGUGGGGAAUUUUAAGUAAGUUUGGCUAUUCGAGAAGUGUUCUAACCACCAUGUUAUCUUCCACAAGGGAGUCCACCAAGCGUAUAUAUCAGUAUACAUGGAGAGCAUUUCUUUGAUGGUCAGCAAGGCAUUCCAUACCUCAGGGGACAGCGUCCAUUAAAGAUCUCCUGGCAUUUUUACAAGAUGGCUGAGACAAAGGACUCAAGGCUAAUACCUUAAAAAGACAAGCUGCUUCCCUAACAGGUGUGAUAGCAGGUCUAUCCAAAUCCAAGGUUGUUAACCACCCUCAUUUAAAAAGAUUCCUGAGGGGGGCCACCCUGCUGUCACCUAUGGUGGUUUACCUUUUUCCAUCUUGGAGUCUCCACACUGUCUUAAGGCACUUCAGAAUCAUCCGUUCGAGCCGAUCGGAACCAUUCCCUUAAGGCUUUUAUCAUACAAGACGGCAUUCUUAAAUGCUGUUACAUCUGCAAGAAGAAUCUCUGAAUUGCAUCCUCUGUCGGCUCAUAAAAAUUUAUGCAUUUUCUUUGCUGACUCCAUGCGUCUCAUUCCUAGCCCGUCCAUCAGGCCGAAGGUGUCCUCAGCAUUCCACCACUCACAAGAUGUCAUACUUCCAUCGUUCUGUCCUAAGCCAACUCAUUCAACAGAACGAAAAUGGCAUAAACUAGACGUACGCAGAUGUUUGAAGAGAUACCUGAGACGCACGGAGAGCUUCAGGCAGACGGUGAGUCUAUUUGUUAGUUUUUUACCAGCUUCCAUGGGAAGUCAAGUGUCUUCGCAGAUUAUUGCUAGAUGGAUACAGGCUUGUAUUUCACUAGCCUAUGAGUCUCUACACCUUCCAGCACCAGAACACAUUCUGGCUCACUCUACUAGGGCAGUGUCCACAUCUGCGGCCUUCUCAACCAACGCGCCAGUGCAUGAAAUAUGCAGGGCCGUGACUUGGAAGGCUCCGUCAACAUUUACAAAGCAUUAUAAAAUUGAUCUAUAUGCGUCUUCUCAAGCUGCAUUUGGACGCAGAGUGCUUCAACAGGUUCUUCCCCCGGAGUAGGCACGGACACUCCCAGAGAGUUUUGGCCAGGGCUUUGGUAUGUCCCAAUGAGAGA